UCAUUCCAACCACUAUUGGGAUAAAAGGAUAGAACUUUUAACGUUUAUACGUUUAUUGGGUUCUUUUUUGUACGAGACUCGAAGGUCCAAGUCCAACUAAACGUCGUUUUUUGUUUUGGCUACACGACUAACGACAUGUCGUUUUGAGGAGCAUAAAAUCAAAUUGAGGGUGCAGCUCAACAAUCCAUGGCUUCUAUUGUUGGCUCUUUCAGAUGCCACUUUUCAACUGUUAAAGCUUCCAAUACUAGUACUACUCCACCACUUUUACCUUUGAGACUACGCCUUCAAAACCCAAAUAAAGACUGUUCUUUUGCUGCUUCUUCUUCUUCUUAUGGCCGUGGUGGUGUUGGUGUUGGUGUUGGUGUCCCAAUUCAAGUGGUCAAAAGAUUAAGGCUUCAACCCAAACCUGAGUUGGGUCUUUUAUCUAUUUUCUUUGUCCUCUCAAUGGCUUUUGGGGCCCUUAUAUCACUUUCUGUAGUUUUCAUUCCAACCAUGAAAGCAUUUAGAAGAUUGGCAGCUUCAAUGGACCAACUUUCUAAUGUAGUAUCCGAGGAGGUACCAGGAACCUUAAUUUCUUUUAAGCUUUCUGGUCUGCAGAUCCAUCAACUGACCCAACAGCUUAGAAAUCUCAGGCAAAAGAUUUCUCCUUCUGAGAAAAAAAGCAGCAACAGCAGCAGCAGUCCCACUUUUGGAAAGAAACAGUAAACAUAAAAAAUAAUCAUUACAAGUUUUAUUACUCACUCAAUGCAUAUGACUGAGUGUAUCUCAAUGAGUACUUACAGAAAUGUGAUCUGUAUGUCUUAAGAAUGAAAUUUGCUCCUUCAUUUAUUUGAAUUACACAGCUCAAAGUUCUGAUUAAAUGUAUUAUUAAUGAUCAGGGUGCUGAAGAAAUAGCAACAAAAAAAAAAUGUCCGACUCAAAGCCGGAUUUACUAUGAAAUUUUGUUUGUUUAAAUCAGUAUGAUUCUUUGAA
Humulus lupulus (European hop) is the source of this 972-nucleotide messenger RNA. RefSeq lists its product as uncharacterized. Lineage: Eukaryota; Viridiplantae; Streptophyta; Magnoliopsida; Rosales; Cannabaceae. The coding region runs from base 187 to 705 and encodes 172 amino acids. The transcript is spliced from 4 exons. The record is from RefSeq and is a predicted model, not a curated record.